This is a messenger RNA of Plasmodium cynomolgi strain B, 4167 nucleotides long. RefSeq lists its product as hypothetical. The coding region runs from base 1 to 4167 and encodes 1388 amino acids. Gene Ontology annotation, molecular function: ATP-dependent DNA damage sensor activity; ATP binding; mismatched DNA binding. The record is from RefSeq and is a predicted model, not a curated record. NCBI's taxonomy places the organism in Eukaryota, Apicomplexa, Aconoidasida, Haemosporida, Plasmodiidae. Gene Ontology annotation, biological process: mismatch repair. The transcript has 5 exons. Gene Ontology annotation, cellular component: nucleus.
AUGUGCUUAAGAAAAAAGUUCUUGUUUAACUUCUUGGAGAAGGGAAAAGUGGUCCUUCUGGUGAAUGUGAAGCGAAAAAAUGUCAUCCGCGUGAGUAACUGCUACGUGAACAAUUUGAUAUACACGAGGGAGGAUGACAUAUAUAGGAUAAACCAGGUGGAGAGUUGCUCCCCCCGGGGGGGGAAGGCAGCGGGUGGGCUCAGCAUGGAGGAAGUGGUCGGUAGGUCCACCGAUGGGUUGACCGAUGGGGUGACCAGUGGGUUGACCGAUGGGUUGACCAGUGGGUUGACGGAUGGGUUGACCAAUGGGUUGACGGAUGAGUCGAGCAUCAUCUCGAACAGCAAUUUGGGAAGCGUGGACAACGUGGACAACUUGGCGGCAGAACGGAGAGACGACAGAGUGCAUAGCGGCACUGAAGGGAGGAGCAGCAACUCCACGUUUCUCCGUAACCAGUUUGAGCCAUCCGAUUACGAACUGCAAAUGUACAAAAACAAGUGGAAAAUUCCAAUUUACUGGAUAAAAAAAUUGGAACGGCUAAAAAAUAUGAACGCCAUUAAUUGUAUAGAUCAUUUAAAGGAUGAUAAUUUACUCUACUUUGAUAAUUACAAAAAUAAAGGAUUGCUAAAAUUUUUAAAUGAAAAAAAAAAAAAAUACAACAAUUGCAUCAUUUUGGUAAGAGUUGGAGAUUUUUAUGAGACAUAUGGAUUGGAUUGCAUAUUUCUAAUUGAAUUUUUAAACAUAAAAAAAAUGAACAACAAAUUAUCAUGUGGAUUUAUCAAGACAAGCAUCAACAAAGCUUUGCAUAUCCUCACGAAUAAUAAUUUAAAUAUCUGUGUGUAUGAGGAGAUGAAUGAGAAAUCUUUGAAAAUGAAAAAAAGGUACCUUUCUCAGAUUGUAACUCCUGAGUUUCCCAUUUAUUUGAAUAAUAUACAAUACUGCCAGGGGGAGAGUAACAACAUGGAGGAAUCCGCUGACAAAGGGAAUAGCAACCUUUUUUUUCAAUCGUACGACUUGGAGGACUACUUCGUGGUGAAGGAAAUCGUGUGCAUUUACAUCGAAAGUAAGAAUAUUUUUUCCCUUUGCAAAAUCAACCUAAGUUUGAAAACCAUUUCUAUAUUUGACAAUAUAACGUUCGAUGUGCUAAAUAUUUAUUUGAAGAACACCAACUUUUUAAAGGCUUACAUUCAUCAGCACCACAAUUUGAGCUUCACCAACAAAAUUACGCAGCUGUUUCGGGUCGAGAACUACUACCUUUUUAGUAACUUCAGCAGCAGUUUGAGUUUCCAUCUGUUCAUUUUGGACAAGCUCAAGCGGCAGAUCAAUGUGGCAGGCCUGUUCAGGCUCAUAAGGAACAAGAGCGUGUUUCGCGUUAGGAGGGGUGGCGAUUUGGGGGGGGAUAGCAAUGUGGUGAGGGAUGGCGAUUUGGGGAUGGAUACCGAUAUGGGGAUGGAUAGCAAUGGGGGGAUGGAUAACAAUGCGGGGAUGGAUGACUGCCCCCCGCCGGAGAAGCCCGGCAAGGAUGCGCACACGUACUACUCGUAUUGCACCCCCCUGAACAUAUUCACGAGUUACAACAUGGGCGUGUACAGACAGAAUAACUGCUACGAUAACAGAAGGAGUUACCUCUUCUACAACAUAGUAGAUGUGGAUAAUAGUGACUCUAACAGCAUCAACAUUAACGAGUCGAUGGAAUUUUUUAAAAAUAUUUUCCUUUUCUAUCCCCCAUUCGAAGUCACCAAACAUAUAAGAUACAUAAAUGAGUACAUCCACAAGAACCAACAAAAUUUAAUCAUACCCAAUGUUAGACCGUUUAGAAAUAACAUUAUUGUGACUCUCCUGUCUAACUUAAAAGCUGACCAUACCACAUUGAAGAAAAUAUAUACCAACGUGGAAGCAGUACAGAAGUGCAUGAAUCGAUUCGAGUACUCUCUAUUGACAUCCAUUUUUCGAGUGAUGAAUCAUCAGAAUAGCUUUAAUUUAAAUGUUGUAAAAUUUUAUCAUUUGCUGAAAAAUAUUGAAAAUAUUUUAGCUGCCAAUUUGGAAUUACAUCCCUCCAAUUUUUUUUCUCCUUCUGAAAUUGCUUCCUUUAAUGACUUCGUUUUUUAUCAUGAAAGUGAAGUACAUAAUUUAGUUAAUGAGAAUUUACUCAGUCAACAGAAUGAAGAGAUCGUAGCUGCUAGGAACGACUUAUUUGAAACGGUCAUUCGGGAUUAUGCUGAUGGUGAGCAGAAUGGGAAGGAGACAAAAUACGAUUUAGAUGGUCUACAAAAAAUUAUAAAAGUGGAUAACACUAAUGACAUUAUUGGGAUAAAGAAGAAAAAGAAGAAUUUCCAAUCUGCUCAUUUCUUUCACCCGUUGAAUAAAAAAUCGGACGUGAUGAAAAACGUUUAUGUGACUGAACAUGUGCAAAGGAAAGUCAGGAGUUACUUGUCCGCCAUUGACAGGAAGAGGCGUCGAAUUAGUGAUAUCAUUCGUGGCAUCGUGCAGGUCGGUCGCGUGGCGCAGUUAGCGUUCUUGGGUUUAGGGUUUAGGGCCCUCUACAACCACACCAUAAACAGCAUCAAACGCAAGUGGAGCCUUCCCAUCUGCAAGCACCUAACUGUGACGUACGAAGAGCAGACCUUCGACAACAUCGACGAGAAGCUGCGUUACAUGCAGAGGUGCCUAUACGACGAGGAAGAAAACACAGCAGGGAAGAACAACCCGGAUGGAAUGAGCGAUCCUUUGGACCAUCCAGAUGGGCAGCAUUUUAUCCAACUGAGCGAAGAAGAAGAGAAACAAAUUUCACAGAAUGUCGAUCCCGAUUCAGUUGGAGAGAUAAAAAAAAUUUAUAAAAAAAAAAAUUACAUGAAUGACUCUCUGACGUAUAUUUUAGGAGCCAAGCCGUACAAUAUGAGUAAAGACAAUUUAGUCAAGUACGAUAUUUUUUUAAAAAAAAAAAAAUUCAUUUUGUUGACUGGCAAAAAUAUGAGCGGAAAGACGACUCUGUCGUUUACGUUGCUGUGUAUCCUUUUUCUGGCCAACCUGGGUAUGUACGCCCCCUGCGAGGAGAAAAGCAUCGUUUCCAAGUUCCGCGAAUUCUACAGCUUAAAAAAUGUGAACUACCAAGAGCAGAUCGAGAACAUGUCCCUGUUCAGGGAGCAGACGUACUACAUAAAUUCGAUAAUCGAGGAGAUCAAGGAAAAUUGCCCCUUUUCCAGGCAGUCCUCUCGGGAUGGGGAGAUAUUCAUUCUGUUCGAUGAACCUUGCAUAGCGACUACGCCAGUUGACAAUGCGGUGAUCAUCAGUGCCCUGUCUGACUACCUCCAAAACUACUGCGGAAUAAUAAUCACACACAACUACGACUUGCUGAGGAAAAUUUGCCUGAACGAAAAUAUCGUUUUUAAAAAAAUAAAUGAACGAAUUAAUUAUUUGACAACACAAACAUAUGAACAAAGAGCCACGCUGGAAAAUGGCGUUUGUAAAAACAGCGAAGCGUUGGAAACGUGUAGACACACAAAGGUUGAUGGUAAAAUGCUGGACCUCUUAACUUACUACCAACAGAAAUACAAGCUGAUUCAUAAUUUAAGUGACACUCUGUAUUACAAAUUUAUGGAGUACGUAAAGUGUAAAGAUGGAAAAGGUGGAAAAAAAAGCGUGAACGAUUUUUUUGAAUAUUGUAUGAAUGGACCUUUGGAGGAAGGAAAAACACACAAAGGUGAUGUUGACGAGGGAGAGAAAAUGAUCGAUACAUUGGAGGGAGACAGCUGGAAAAAUAUGACACCUUGUUUGGAAUUAUUGCGGAGAGUAGACCCCGAAGAGGGAGCUGCCAAAAUGGGGAAUAAUUCGAAUGUGAGGGGGGAAGAGCCAUAUGUUGGAGGCUUCCCCAACUGUAGUGAUAAUAAAAACUUGGGGAGCGCCCCUCAGGACGCGGAAAUGGUUCGCGGGAUGGCCCGUGGAAUGACCCACGAAAUGACCCGCGAAAUGACCCGCGAAAUGACCCACAAAAUGCAGGAAAAAGAACUUACCGUGGCAAUGGAACAAAUCGAAGAUGCAGUGAAAAGAAAAGUAUUUAAAAUUGCGAUGAAUGAGGAUGUGCCCAUUUUUUUUAAAAACAAAAGUGUAGUUUACAUUUUGUGCAUUUUUGCCAAGAAAAAAAAAACCCUAUUUUUACAUAGGCAUAAGUGA